This is a messenger RNA of Cottoperca gobio, 1505 nucleotides long. It is a transcript of the gene pigr, whose product is annotated as polymeric immunoglobulin receptor. Gene Ontology annotation, cellular component: plasma membrane. NCBI's taxonomy places the organism in Eukaryota, Metazoa, Chordata, Actinopteri, Perciformes, Bovichtidae. The transcript has 8 exons. The record is from RefSeq and is a predicted model, not a curated record. Gene Ontology annotation, molecular function: transmembrane signaling receptor activity. The coding region runs from base 83 to 1090 and encodes 335 amino acids.
GGAUAUUAGUAUUGCGGAACUGCAGUCUGUGUUUACACAAGGGAGAAGGUUCACUUGGCAAAGCUCAAAGUAACGGUGAAACAUGCUGCAACCCUUCAUACUCGCCCUCAGCCUGUUACCAUGGAUCCCAGCCCUCCUCUGUAGCACCGAGGGAGAGCUCUCAGUCCUGGAGGGUCAAAGCCUCACAGUCCCGUGUCACUAUGAGCCCCAGUAUGCCAGCUAUGUAAAGUACUGGUGCCGGGGGAAGACGAAGGAGUUCUGCAGCAGCCUAGCUCGCACGGAUGUGACCCGUUCGGCCAAUACAGCUGAGGAGAAAGUGGGCAUCUUUGACGACCCGGUCCAGCUGGUGUUCACUGUGACCAUGAGCAACCUGAGGGAGGAGGACUCUGGGUGGUACAUGUGUGGCGUGGAGAUAGGCGGUGUGUGGAGCGCUGAUGUUGUCACUUACACUAACAUCAGGGUGAUUCAUGGUCUGACAGUGGUGAACAGCCGGCUGAGUGGGGGAGAAGGGAGUAGUGUCACAGUUGAAUGCCACUACAGUGAGAGAUUCAGAGAAAGUGAGAAGAAGUGGUGUCGAAGUGGAGACUGGAGCUCUUGUCUGUCGACGGGUUCUGAAGGGAGCUACGAUGACACUUCAGUGGCCAUCAGCGAUGACAGAACUAGGACUUUCACUGUAACCUUAAAGAAGCUGCAGAUGAGAAACACCGGCUGGUACUGGUGUUCUGCAGGACAACAAAAGAUGCCCGUGCAUGUGCAGGUCACACCCCGACCCACGACUACAGCAGUGUCUGUGACAUCCCCGCCUCAGUCUAUUGCAUAUCUGCCUCCACCCAAACCCAUCACUAAGGAGUCGGGGAACAAUCACAGUCACAUCUUGUGGUCUUUGCUGGUGUGUGCUUCUGUAAUGCUCCUUUUGGGUUUGGCCAUAUUGGCGAGGAAGUUGUGGAAGAAGCACAAGCAGGAUCCUGUGCUGAGACAACUUAAGGAGAUAAAAGCAAGGCACAAUGAGUACUCAGGGGAUGUAGGUGACCAGCAAAGCACUGCUGUCAUUUUCCUUAACAGGGAUUCCCAGGACAUUCAUAUGUACUGAACUUUGUCCGUGCAGCGUUUAUCAAUGCUCUUUGUAACUGAAUGUAAUGUUUGUUUUAGUUCACUGCACGCAGCACAUGUUUUAUUUCCAUCGUCUUUUGUACAUACCAGCAUAUUUAAAGAUAUAAUGUUUUCUGUUUGCUUCUCCACAUGCAACUGGUAAAGGCUGGAGAUCUUACAAGAACAUACUCUUGUGAGGCGAAUUUAGCUAAAUAUAAUUCUGUAGUUUUAUUUCAUUGUCAGCUGUUACUACCACUAACAACACUGAGGUCAUGUUUUAUGUAUUACCACAUUUCUUGUUGGAAUCUGCAUUCUACAGUUAAACAUUUGACACGGUCUUUUUUUUUUUACUGAUUCCAGUAUUUUUAAAUGUGAUUAUUUUUAUUUUCAUAAAUACAAUAGAUCAAAAAAUACAU